Messenger RNA from Phytomonas sp. EM1, 1521 nucleotides. NCBI's taxonomy places the organism in Eukaryota, Euglenozoa, Kinetoplastea, Trypanosomatida, Trypanosomatidae. The record is from the annotation of a GenBank genome assembly.
AUGGUGUUCACCGAGGACCUUAACAACUACUCCCGCUACUGCACUAAGGUCGGGGAGACUAGGUUCGAUUUUAUGGAUUCUACUCGUGUGUGUGACUCCGAUGAGAUCCUGACCUAUGCAAAAAAGUUGGUGCUGCGUGACGUGGUGAUUCGAGACGCGGUGCAGAUGCACGAGGACCGCCUGUUAGUGCAACCGCACAGCGGCAACAUCCGUGUUAAUCGCUUUACGCAUGGAUUAUGCUCUCACUUCACGAUCCCUGACUCCCACUACACCACCGGCGUGCCGAAUGCCGACCUCGUGCUGUACGUCGCGGCGGGCCCGAUCAAGCCUGGGAUUCUUGCGUGGGCAAUAUCGUGCCAAGUUGACGCCAGCGGCCGGCCCUUGGUGGGGGUUGUCAAUGUUUCGCCCAGAGGUAUUAGCAAUGUUUUUUCUUGCACGCGUAUCAUGGCGCAUGAGCUCCUGCACGCGCUUGGAUUCCACGGCUUUACUUUUGAAACAAGAGGUAUGGUUGCUAAUGUGUCGGUUCGUGGUAAGCCAAAGGCCUCGGUGAUAACGUCGAGCAGAGUGGUGCAAGCCGCGAGGGCCCAUUACGGAUGCAGCACCAUGACGCACAUGGAGCUGGAGGACACGGGCGGCAGCGUGUCUGUGGGCUCGCACUGGAAGAUGCGCAACGCGAAGGAUGAGCUGAUGUCCCCUGUGAUUUACGCAGGAUUCUACACCGCGAUGACCAUCGCCGCGAUGGAGGAUACGGGCUACUACAAGGGCAACUACAGUAAUGCUGAAAGCAUGGCAUGGGGUAAGAAUGCCGGGUGCGUGCUGUUUAAUGAGAAGUGCGUUAUUAACGGGGUGUCGCAGGUGCCGGAGAUGUUCUGCGUCACUGAAACCCGUACGAAGAGUGAGUACAAGUGUACGUCCAACCGACUGGAUGUAGGGUACUGCGACUUGAGCGAUAACAUGACCCACUUAUCUUCUAUUUUCCAGUACUUUACCAAUCCGACGAUGGGUGGCACUCAGGGGUGGACGGACUACUGCCCGUUCGUACGAGGUUUUUGGGAUGCCGGUUGUAAUGAUGUGAGUUCCAAGGUAUUACCCGGCUCUGUGCUUUCAGAAUCCGCGCGAUGCUUUUCUGCCUUACCAAGCGCUACUCUCGAGAUAAGUGGUGGUGAAAAUAUGGCCGCUGUCUGCGCGCACGUGCUGUGCGAGGAGGCCACCGCGACGUACCGUGUGCGCGUGAAGGGUGCCAGCGAUUUCGUGAACUGCCCACGCGGGGGCAUCCUUGUGCCUUCGAAGUACAGCGCCGAGUUCAGCUCUGGUGCGAUUGAGUGUCCACCAUACGAUGAGGUGUGCACCGGGAAUCCGUCUAGCGCGGUAGGACUGUUGGCAACGGAGGCCGUGUCCGCAGCGGGUACCCCUAGCUCCAGCGAAACUCGUUGCAUGGCCGUAUUCGGUACGACUGGCGGCGCGCACCACCUGACUCUGAUGGUCGCGGCCGCUCUGGCUGGUAUGGUCUUCCUUGCUUAA